CGGCAGAGACGCUAUGCAUACGCUAAUGAGUUAGCCAUCUCCUAUAACACGUUGUCCAGGCAACGCCCCCCGGAGUCUAUUGAUGACACUGACCGCCUCCUGAAACCUGAUCCCGGGGACGACGCGCUGCCAUGGACGAAUCUGCCACAGUGGAGCACUAUAAGGCCGCCAUGCUGCUGAGUGGCGUUGGAGAUGCUCUGGGCUACAGGAACCAGCUGUGGGAGUUCAAUGAUUCUGGGCCAGAGAUUCAAAAGGAGCUGAAGAAGCUCGGUGGUCUGAAGAAGAUCAAAGUUGAGCUCCCCAACUGGCCGGUGAGCGACGACACGGUUCUGCAUCUGGCAACGGCUGAAGGACUGGCGACUGGAAAGGGAGGAGAGGAUCUCCUGCAUGAGGUGGCAGCUCGGUACGUGGAGGGGAUGAAGGACAUGGUGGGGAGGGCACCAGGGGCUUCCACCAUCCGGGGAGUUUCCCAGCUGAAGCCUGGACAGGAGGGAGGCUACAGAGUGAAAUAUAACCCCCAUGGAGCCGGCUGUGGUGCAGCCAUGAGGUCCAUGUGCAUCGGCCUGAGGUACCCGAAGCCUGACCAGCUGCAGUCGCUGGUGGCGGUUGCCGUGGAGACGAGCAGGAUGACCCACCCUCACCCGACUGGUUUCCUGGGAGGCGUGGCGUCGGCCCUCUUCGCCUCGUACGCCGUCCAGCGCAGGCCGAUCACGACUUGGGGUCUGGGCCUGAUCAACGAGGCCUGUCCAAUAGCAAAGAGCUUCGUCCAGAGUCAAGGCUACGCAGUGGAGGAGACGGAGAGGGACUGGAGCUACUUCUGUGACAAGUGGCAGUGGUACCUGGAUCUGCGGGGCCUCUCUAACGGGGUCGGCCCUGUGAUCUGGCCCUCUUCCUACGGCCCUGCUGAGCGAGACGAAGCCUACAAGAGCUUCAGUUGGUCGGGUUGGGGGGGAAGCAGCGGCCACGACGCUCCAAUGAUCGCGCUGGACGCCCUGCUGGGAGCAGGUCCAGACUGGGAGGAGCUGAUGAGCAGAGGAGCUUUCCAUGGAGGCGACAGCGACAGCACUGCCGUGAUCGCCUGCUGCUGCUGGGGUCUCCUCUACGGCACAAAGGGGGUCCCUGAACGCAACUACUCCAAUCUGGAGUUCCGGGACCGACUGGAGCGCAGCGGCGAGCAGCUGUACGCUCUGUCACACUGAGAUGGCUGCCACAGCCUGCUGCACUGUGCCGAGAAGCAUGGAGGUAUGGGAUCCCAGAAUGAAAAACAGGGGUGAGACUGGCAGAAAAACAGCUACAUAAUGGACCAUUGUGAUAUUAUAACCUGCAAUUAUAAUAAAUGACUUCUCUUUGGGAAUGAACAGCAUGGCUCAACCUGAAGACAGAACAAAAAUAAAACAUUAAAUAUAAAAUCUU
Acanthochromis polyacanthus (spiny chromis) is the source of this 1413-nucleotide messenger RNA. Its product is annotated as ADP-ribosylhydrolase ARH1. Lineage: Eukaryota; Metazoa; Chordata; Actinopteri; Pomacentridae. Gene Ontology annotation, biological process: protein de-ADP-ribosylation. The record is from RefSeq and is a predicted model, not a curated record. Bases 132 to 1199 code for a protein of 355 amino acids. The transcript has 9 exons. Gene Ontology annotation, molecular function: ADP-ribosylarginine-[protein] hydrolase activity; magnesium ion binding.